Messenger RNA from Rubroshorea leprosula, 635 nucleotides. The record is from the annotation of a GenBank genome assembly. Lineage: Eukaryota; Viridiplantae; Streptophyta; Magnoliopsida; Malvales; Dipterocarpaceae.
GCGUCCAUUCAUCGUUCGAUCUCGCAUACUUUCCAAGUUAACAAGAAUCAAGAAUUAUGGUUUUGGUUGUAAAUAUCAAUCGCAGGGUUUUUAGUUCAGAAGCUGUUUCGACUCCUUCCAAAGAAGCGAUCAUCUCCACCCAAUCCAGUCUCUCCGAUGUGCCUCCGGUUACGCCUCCACCGGAGGCAGCACCUCAGGCAUCUGGAAGAAAAUCGUGGGGUUUUCUCAAGUACGGACCUUUUGCCGCUCUCACUGGGAUUUCUGGCUAUGCUGGUUACGCGACUUAGGCAUAGGCAUCUGAUGAAAUAGAUGAGAAGACGAAAGAAUUCUGAGAAUCGGUCAACUUUAAAGCUGGUGAAGAUGUUUCUGCUAUUGAUCAGUUGGUAGCUUGUGCUCUCUCUCUCUCUCUCUCUCUCUCUCUCUCUGUCUUUUCAUGUUGUACUUUGAGAGAUCUGAUAUUGAAAUUGUAACUUUUUUCUCUUUAUUUAAGAAAUACCAAGGUUUGCUCUAUUCUGCUGCAAUGACAGAUAAUGUGCCUGAAUAUGUUCCUUCUUGUCUUUAUUGGUUUCUCCUUUUAUUAGUUAUGCAGCUCUGAUUUCUCUGGGAACAUCUCUAGAUAAAUCUAGUUUUCUUUA